AUGUCGUUGUUGACCAACAGAAAGCGUCCUAGGGGAUAUAGUGAAAACUUUGCUGCACUGCAAUCCGCAGCCCUCAACUCGUCGUAUCAACUGCUGCUGCUGCAACAACAGCAGCAACAACAGCAACAGCAACAACAAUCUCAACAACAACAACAACAACAACAACAACUGCUGUUUCUACCACAUCAAAAUCACCAAGCUCGGCAAUAUGGCCCCGCUCAAUUUGACCAAUUGAACCAUCUUGACCAAACACACCAAUUUGAGGGCUCUUCGAAUGGCAAUUUUGUCCAAAAUUCAAAUUUCGGGUAUAAUAGCUCCGCAAUCGUCUUUAGCCCUCAGAUGCAACCCAAAAAGUCAAAAUUCAACAAUCCCUUUUUACUGGCUGAAGAGAAUGAUGUUGUUUUGGAUGACGAGGAGACGGACACUUUUGUUUUGGACGAUAUUGAUGUCGUUGAAGCAAGAGACGGUGCUGCACAUGGCGAUAAUGCCAUUACUAUGGAAGAGGAUGAUGAGUAUGAUGACGAUAUCAUCAUUAUUGAUGAAAAAAACGUUGCUCCACGGGGGAGAAGAAACAAUAGUGAUUCGAUCUUGAUAAACCCCGAUGCGCAAGAAGCUUACAAUCUUUUCAAUGUUAACCAAUUUGAGAUUGACAAAUCAACGAGAGUGAAGAAACAACGUACGAGCUCGCUACCUCAGCUACCCCAAGUAAAGUGUUUUUACAACAAACUCCCCAACAAUUAUAUACUACAAACACCCAAAUUGGGCAAUAUCAAGACCAAUGUUAUACCGCAUCAAAACAAUCUACCACCGUGUGAUGACGAAAAUGGUCAUUACAUUAUCAAAAUUAAUGAUUCGUUUGCCAAUCGGUUUGUGAUUGUCAAAUUGUUGGGCCAGGGAACAUUUGGUAAAGUUGUUCAAUGUUUUGACAAGGUCAAUAGGGAGCAAGUUGCUAUAAAGAUUAUUCGAAACAUUCAGAAAUAUAGAGACGCUGCCAGAAUUGAAUUGAGGAUUUUGUCGACUUUAAAGAAGUUUGAUAAUGCAAACAAGAACCAUUGUAUUCAUUUACGUGAAUGUUUUGACUAUCGUGGCCAUAUUUGUAUUGUCACUGACUUGUUGAAGAUUUCAUUGUAUGACUUCUUGGAAAAUAACAAGUUUAUCUCGUUUCCUGGAAGCCAUAUACAAGCAAUUUCAAAACAACUAAUUAGGUCAGUCACUUUUCUUCAUGACUUGAACUUGAUUCAUACCGACCUCAAGCCAGAAAACAUUUUGCUACACGAUGACUCGUUUACAAAGAAACAAUUGUACAGCUCUACCAUCAAGAGUGCAUUUUUGAAUCUUGGCGCCACUGCCACAUCCCCCAAAAGCAGCACCAAAAGAGUGCCCAAGACGUCCAAAGUUUUAAAGAAUCCGUUGAUACAAAUUAUUGAUUUUGGAAGCGCCAUUUUCGAUGACGAGUACCAUUCGCUGAUUGUUUCAACGCGACAUUAUCGGGCUCCCGAAAUUGUGUUGGGGACCGGCUGGUCGUUUCCCUGUGAUAUGUGGUCAAUAGGUUGUAUUUUGGUGGAGCUUAUUAUCGGUGAGCCGUUAUUCAAAACACAUGACAAUUUGGAACACUUGGCAAUGAUUGAAAAGAUUGCUGGUUAUCGGAUUGAUAAGGAGAUGGUUAAAUUGUCCAAGUUGAAUGAGAAUGAGUGCGGGCUCGAGUAUUUCACGAAUGAGUAUGUCGGUGGUGAUUCUUUGGAAGCCAACUUGUUGCGUUCCUCUGUGCGGGACUCGCCCGCGGGUACGAGUUCAAUUUCGUCGUGCUCGGAUGAUGAGGAUGAUGAUGAGGAUGAUGAUGAUGUAGAAGGGGAGGUUGUUCGCAAUGUCGGUGCCGUUGGUCUUGAUAGCGAUGUUGAUUACGACCUGAGCCGACGCCGUCGAAAUAUGUACCAUACAAUGGAUAGCUCAGAUGUCUCCAAUGAUGUUGGUGGCGACGAUGAUGAAGAUGUCAUUUUCGAUGAAGAGAGAACCGUGGCCAAUUCUUUGGUUUUGAAGUUUCCCACCGAAUCGACUCCACAGAAGUUUAUUCUUGCCGUUGAGGAGUUGUCUCGAAUUGAUUUAUUCAUCAGUUCGCGAAUCGGGUUGAGGAUAAAUUUUGACUACUCGUUGAAUCAAAAUUAUGAAGAGAAUAAGCAUUUGAUCAAUUUUGGAAAUUUCACAUUUUGGUGGUUCUUCAUUGACUUGUUGAAGAAGAUGUUUGUGAUUAACCCUAGGGAUCGAAUCACGGCGUUGGAGGCGUUGAACCAUCCAUGGUUUAACCUAGGCAUACAAGAUGAGGGCACAGUCUAG
Lodderomyces theae is the source of this 2331-nucleotide messenger RNA. It is a transcript of the gene KNS1, whose product is annotated as serine/threonine protein kinase. Gene Ontology annotation, molecular function: protein kinase activity; ATP binding. The record is from RefSeq and is a predicted model, not a curated record. Gene Ontology annotation, biological process: protein phosphorylation. The coding region runs from base 1 to 2331 and encodes 776 amino acids. Gene Ontology annotation, cellular component: nucleus. The transcript has a single exon. NCBI's taxonomy places the organism in Eukaryota, Fungi, Ascomycota, Pichiomycetes, Serinales, Debaryomycetaceae.